Saxophila tyrrhenica is the source of this 522-nucleotide messenger RNA. RefSeq lists its product as uncharacterized. Gene Ontology annotation, biological process: ubiquitin-dependent protein catabolic process. The record is from RefSeq and is a predicted model, not a curated record. NCBI's taxonomy places the organism in Eukaryota, Fungi, Ascomycota, Dothideomycetes, Mycosphaerellales, Extremaceae. Gene Ontology annotation, molecular function: zinc ion binding; polyubiquitin modification-dependent protein binding. The transcript has 2 exons. The coding region runs from base 1 to 522 and encodes 173 amino acids. Gene Ontology annotation, cellular component: cytosol.
AUGCAGCGCUCUAGCUCCACCUCCUCCAUCUCCUCCACGUCAUCGCGUGCCUCUUCCGCGGCAGCCGGCGAGACCAUGCAGAUCUUCGUCAAGGACGUGGCCGGCGACACCUUCCCAGUAACCAUUCCCGAAACCACCACCGUCGGCAACCUCCGCUCCCUCCUCGCCCUCCGUACCAACCUCCCCGAAUCCCAACUCCGCCUCGUCUACGCCGGCAAGCACCUCAGCACCUCCACCGAACCCUUGACACACUACAACAUCACCCGCGAAAGCACCGUGCACAUGGCCCUGCCCAUCCGCGGCGGCGCACCCAAGAAGAUCCGCUGCAACUUCAAGGACUGCAAGGACGCGGCGCAGCGGAUCGUAGGCGACUGCGGGUUCUGCCAGGGACACUUCUGCGGGAAGCACAGGAUGUUGGAGUCGCAUAACUGCACGGGGCUGGAGGAUUGCAAGAAGGAAGAGAAAGAUCGGAAUAAGGAGAAGCUGGAGAGUGAGAGGACUCAGGCGAUCAAGGGGAUUUGA